AUGAGCAGCAAGCUCUCAGUGUCAAGCGUGCGGGGCUCCGUCCGGGACCUCCUGGCCGACUCGCAGGGCGAGAAGCGCCGCAACUUUGUCGAGACGGUCGAGCUCCAGAUCGGUCUCAAGAACUACGACCCCCAGCGCGACAAGCGUUUCUCGGGUACCGUCAAGCUCCCUAACGUCCCCCGCCCGCGCAUGUCGAUCUGCAUUCUCGCCGAUGCGGCCGACAUUGACCGCGCCAAGUCCAUCGAGCUCGAGUACAUGUCCGUCGACGAUCUCAAGAAGCUCAACAAGAACAAGAAGCUCGUCAAGAAGCUCGCCAAGAAGUACGACGCCUUCCUUGCCUCUGAGACCCUCAUCAAGCAGAUCCCGCGUCUCCUCGGUCCCGGUCUCUCCAAGGCCGGCAAGUUCCCCACUCCCGUCUCGCACGCUGAGGACCUGAACAGCAAGCUCACUGAGGUUCGCUCGACCAUCAAGUUCCAGCUCAAGAAGGUUCUUUGCCUCGGUGUCGCCAUCGGCCACGUCCAGAUGACCGAGGACCAGGUCCUUGCCAACGUCAUGCUUGCCAUCAACUUCCUCGUCUCGCUCCUCAAGAAGAACUGGCAGAACGUCAAGUCGCUCCACAUCAAGACGACGAUGGGCAAGCCCGUCCGUCUCUUCUGA
Molecule: messenger RNA, 657 nt
Organism: Peniophora sp. CBMAI 1063
Lineage: Eukaryota; Fungi; Basidiomycota; Agaricomycetes; Russulales; Peniophoraceae
Source: the annotation of a GenBank genome assembly